AUGCGUUCAUGGGCCCAAGAAAAGCCUCCGAACCUCUUCUCCUCCUCUUGCAUCGCCUCGACCACCGGCCGCCGUGUUUCUGUUCCCCUCUUCUCCUUGCGAAUUCUCGCAACCACAUCCGGAGAUCUCCUCCUCACGCGCAAGCACCAAGACGCCGCCGGAUCUCCUCACGCGUGCACCACAGCUGCGACCCCGUUCCCUCUCAUGAGUGCCACACACGCCGCCGACCACCACGAUUCUACGCUGAUCGUUAUCAUCCCAAGCAUUGCUCUGUCGCCAACACAGCCGUGCCCUAACACCUCUCCACCGCUUCUCCAACACUCCUCUCUUGAAGCGGAAAUUCCUCCUCCAAACCGUGAGAAAAGAUACAGGUAAAAGAAAAGUGGACUAGUGGUGGCUGGAGGGCAAUGCAGA
Molecule: messenger RNA, 414 nt
Organism: Zingiber officinale
Lineage: Eukaryota; Viridiplantae; Streptophyta; Magnoliopsida; Zingiberales; Zingiberaceae
Exons: 4
Coding region: 1-375 (124 amino acids)
Source: RefSeq, a predicted model, not a curated record